CGGGAGCGAGAGGCCGUAACUGCCUCGGAGGCCUCGGAGGCCGCGCGGCGGGCGGCGGGGCCCCUCGGGGCGGGCCGGACUGGCGGUGGCCCCGGCGUUCCUACUCCCGGGGCUUCAGACCUCUCGGGAGAGCGCGGCGCGGCGCAGAUUAAAAAUCAAGAAAUACAAACCAGAUGCAGCAGUUUCUUGACAUGGAGAACCAAGCCCAUAAUACAAUGGAAGCUUCUCCUUGUGAGGCUGAGCUUCAGGAAUUAAUGGAACAAAUUGACAUCAUGGUAAACAACAAAAAACUGGAUUGGGAAAGGAAGAUGCGGGCUCUAGAGACACGAUUAGAUCUUCGGGAUCAAGAGUUGGCAAAUGCACAAACUUGUUUAGAACAGAAAGGUCACGAGGUGGGGUUACUCAGACAGAAGUUGGACAGUUUGGAAAAAUGUAACUUAGCAAUGACUCAGAAUUAUGAAGAACAACUACAAACCCUAAAAGCUCAAUUCUCCAAACUAACUAAUAGCUUUGAAAAACUGAGAUUACACCAGAUGAAACAAAAUAAAUUUCGACAAAAAGAAGUACCACACGUCAAAGAAGAAAUACCCUUUGAACUGAGCAAUUUGAACCAGAAAUUAGAGGAAUUUAGAGCAAAGUCAAGAGAAUGGGACAAGCAGGAGAUACUAUAUCAGACUCAUCUGGUUUCUUUAGAUGCUCAACAAAAAGUAUUAUCUGAGAAGUGUAAUCAGUUUCAGAAACAGGCGCAAAGUUACCAAACUCCACUAAAUAGUAGAAAACAGGGCAUAGAAGACAGCAGCUCUGAAAUUCCUUGGAUAUGCAAACCAGAUACCAGUUCUGAAACCAAUGAAAGAGAUGAGUUCAUUAUUGAAAAAUUAAAAUCAGCUGUGAGUGAAAUAGCAUUAAGCAGGAAUAAGUUACAAGAUGAAAAUCAGAAGCUCUUACAAGAACUGAAAAUGUACCAAAGACAGUGCCAGGCCAUGGAAGCAGGACUCUCAGAGGUGAAAAGUGAGUUACAAUCACGUGAUGAUCUCUUGAGAAUUAUAGAAAUGGAACGAUUGCAGUUGCACAGAGAAUUAUUAAAACUAGGAGAGUGCCAAAGUGCUCCAGAAAAUAAAAAAAGACUUGAAUCAUCUUAUUCACCAUCUAUUAAAGAAUCAGAAAAACAACGGAAAGAGCUGUUUGCAGUGACCCCAGAUCAACCAAAUCAUGAAAAAGAAUUGAACAAGAUAAGAAGCCAACUCUAUCAGGAGGAAGAGUACCAUAGCUCUGAGCAGGAAAGAAUGAGGAAUGAAAUCUCUGACCUAACAGAGGAGCUUCAUCAGAAGGAGAUCACUAUAGCAACUAUCAUGAAGAAAGCUGCCUUUCUGGAAAGACAAUUAAAAAUGGAGUUAGAAAUAAAAGAGAAAAUGUUAGCGAAACAACAGGUCUCAGAUAUGAGAUAUAAAGCUGUCAGGACUGAAAACACACACCUGAAAGGCAUGAUGGGAGAUUUAGACCCUGGACGGUACCUGUCAUCUUCAAUUUCUUUCAUCAGUAGUAUGGACUUCACUAACAGGGAACAUGCAAGGCAUACAUCUAUUAACAAACUGGAAUAUGAGAAUGAAAGUCUCCGAAAUGAUCUUGCAAAACUUCAUGCCAGUGGAAAAUCAGCAUGGGCUAACCAAAAUACCUACGAAGAAACAGGAAGAUUUAGCCACGAUCGUGAGCCAAACAAAAGUGCAACACCUUCGUUGCCACCUUUGCCAUUUCAAACCAAAGAAAUGACAAGUCCUUUGGUUAGUGGUGAUGAAGUACUCCCAAUGUCGCCCCCAGAUAUGGCCUUCCCAGCUUCUUUGGCUGCACAGCGUUUCCUUCUGGAGGAGGAGAAGCGAGCAAAAGAACUUGAAAAACUUCUGAAUACACACAUUGAUGAACUGCAAAGACACACAGAAUUUACUCUUAAUAAAUACACCAAGCUAAAACAAAACAGACACAUAUGAGCUUUUAAACUUUUUUAUUUGCUUCGCCCACCCCAAGGAAAAAAGCUCUGGCAAAAUAUUUACAAAGCUGAUUAAUGAAACUGAGAAAUUUUGUUCUGUUUUCCUGAGUAAAUCAUUUCUGUAAGGCAGCUAGAAAAUAGUAUUUUGUUCAAUAAAGCUGUUUGUGUUUCUGCAUUAACAAACAAAUUGUUCAGCUAGUUACUCUAAAAUAAACAUGACUUCUCCAAAAGAGAUUUUUUUCUCCAGUCUAAGGAAUAGUUUGGAAUUAAAUAUGCAGUUUUUUCCCACCUGAAUCAUGUAUACUGAAACCCAUUUCCUCGGUAACAAACAACCCAUGAUGAGGGAAAGGGACGCACUAUAUUCUAAAUACAAACAUCAAGUGCAGCUCUGUUGUACUAGGUUUGAAAACUCAACGAUUUUUUAAAAUGAAUAGCUAUGUAAACAUCCUAAAAUUUCUUUUAGGAAAAAAAGAUACAGCUUACUGUUUCUGCAUUCAUCUUUGUAAUGUCUCUCUGUUUUAACACAAAAGACCUGGAAUGUGCUGUUUGCACACUUAAAACAUAUGUGCCAAAUAUUAAUGCUUUCCUGUUAGUACUAAUUAUUACUUCAUGGACAUAAGAUAAAGAAACUAUAAAGCAUUGCUGUCGUUACCUCCUCCUUUGUCAUACCUCUGUUUUAAAUACAAUUAAAGAAUGAGAAAUUCUUUGGACUUAAAACAUAAAUGCCAAGUCUGUAAAGAAUAAUAA
Physeter macrocephalus (sperm whale) is the source of this 2728-nucleotide messenger RNA. RefSeq names its product deuterosome assembly protein 1 (gene DEUP1). Gene Ontology annotation, cellular component: centriole; deuterosome. Gene Ontology annotation, biological process: de novo centriole assembly involved in multi-ciliated epithelial cell differentiation; centriole replication. The record is from RefSeq and is a predicted model, not a curated record. The coding region runs from base 174 to 1982 and encodes 602 amino acids. NCBI's taxonomy places the organism in Eukaryota, Metazoa, Chordata, Mammalia, Artiodactyla, Physeteridae. The transcript has 15 exons.